This is a messenger RNA of Nelumbo nucifera (sacred lotus), 1773 nucleotides long. Its product is annotated as putative clathrin assembly protein At1g03050. NCBI's taxonomy places the organism in Eukaryota, Viridiplantae, Streptophyta, Magnoliopsida, Proteales, Nelumbonaceae. Gene Ontology annotation, molecular function: clathrin heavy chain binding; SNARE binding; 1-phosphatidylinositol binding. The record is from RefSeq and is a predicted model, not a curated record. Gene Ontology annotation, biological process: clathrin-dependent endocytosis; vesicle budding from membrane; clathrin coat assembly. Gene Ontology annotation, cellular component: clathrin-coated vesicle; clathrin-coated pit.
AUGGCUCCGAGCAAGAUCCGCAGAACCCUGGACGCGGUGAAGGAUCGGACCAGCAUAGGCCUGGCCAAGGUGAGCAGCAGCCAUUCCUUGGCUGAGCUCGACGUGGCCGUCAUAAAGGCCACCCGCCACGACGAACAUCCCGCCGAUGACAAGCACGUCCGAGAGAUACUCAGCUUCACUUCCUACUCCAGAGCCUACAUCACCGCCUGCGUCAACAUGCUCUCCAGGCGUCUCAGCAAGACUAAGAACUGGACCGUAGCCCUCAAGACCCUCAUUCUCAUUCAUCGCCUCCUCUGCGAGGGCGACCCCGCCUACGAGCAAGAGAUCUUCUUCUGCACCCGCCACGGCACUCGGCUCCUCAACUUGUCCGACUUUCGCGACGCUUCCAAAUCCAACUCCUGGGACUUCUCCGCCUUUGUCCGCACUUUUGCGCUCUACCUCGACGAGCGACUUGAGUAUCGUAUGCAUGGUGGCAGGCGUGUUCGUCGCAAAGCGUUUAGAGCCGACGAGGACAAUGAAGAAGAUUCCCCGCCACCGCCGGUCUGCACCACUCCCGUCCAUGAGAUGAACACCGAACAAAUCUUUGCAAGGGUUCAGAACCUGAUGCAGCUCCUUGAACGUUUCCUGGCAUGUCGACCAACAGGAAAGGCGAAGAACAACCGGUUGGUGGUGGUUGCUCUGUACCCAAUACUGAAAGAGAGCUUCCAAAUAUACUAUGACAUAGCAGAGGUAAUGGCAAUCUUGGUUGACCGGUUUAUGGAACUUGCAGUCGCCGACUGUGUGAAGGUGCAUGGGAUCUUCACCCGGCUAUCCAAACAAUUCGACCAGCUUGACAUAUUCUACAACUGGAGCAAGUCGACCGGGAUUGCUAGGUCAUCCGAGUGCCCGAAAGUUGAAAGAAUCCUUCCAAAGAAGCUCCAACUCAUGGACGAUUUCAUCCGUGAUAAGUCCAUCAUGUCUCAGAGGACACCCAAGAAACAAGAUCUUGAGACGCUAAUCGUGGAAGAUCAAAGGGUACAUGCAGCAGAAGUUGUAGAAAACUUGACAAGAAUCAAAGCAUUGCCGCCACCUGAACAUUUUUCUGAAAUCAAAAUCGAGGAAGUGAAGGUGAAGGAAGAGGUUGAGCGAAAGGAGAAAGUCACUGAGAAAAGCAACCCUCAACAAGAAGCAGAUUUGUUGAAUUUAUGGGACGAUGCAGAUGCAGCAGUUGCAAGCGAAGAGCAUGGAGAGAAAUUGGCUCUGGCCUUAUUCGAUGGCACCGCAGCAUCGCCGGCAGUACCCGCAUGGGGAGGAUUCACAUUGGGUGGUUCCGCAGACUGGGAGACGGAAUUGGUUGAAUCGGCCAGCAAUCUAUCAAAUCAUAAGUUGGAGCUUGGUGGAGGUUUCGAUAUGUUAAUGCUGGAUGGAAUGUAUCGACAACAAAAAACGGCUUAUGCUCCGACGACCAUGGGUAACUAUGGAGCCGCCGGGAGUGCAAGUAGUGUUGUGUUAGCUUCUUCCGGGAAGCCGCCAAUGCUGGCAUUACUCCCACCACCAAAUUCCUGCAAUGGUGCCACAGAGGUCUAUGGCGAUCCAUUUGCAGCUUCUCUAUCAGUGCCACCGCCUCCAUACGUGCAAAUAUCGGAGAUGGAGAAGAAGCAGAGGCUACUGGCGGAGGAGCAGUUCAUGUGGCAGCAGUAUGCAAGGGAUGGAAUGCAAGGGCAGCUUGGACUGGAGAAAUUACAGAUGAAUCCUUACAACAUGGGGGGUUAUAACUAUGCGUAUAUUUAUUGA